AUGCUCCUACGCUGCCCGGCUCUCAUCUGCAUUGUCGUUGCUUGGCCAUUUGUUGUCACACUUUCACUCAUCAUCGCCAUCCAGUCGGAGGUCGUUGUUAUUGACGACGUUCACUUAUUCCACCUUGAACUCGAAGUGACGAACUUUGGCAAUGGGGGCAAUUCCAAUAUGAUUUUUGGUGUUCCGGGGAUCGCUGUCAUGAGGAAGUCUUCUCAUACAUUAUUUACUUCUGCGGAGAAUGACUACAAUGCUGCACGUUUAUUAUCCCUGCAUCCCCCCGUGAUCGCAAACAAUGUCCGCCCCGACAUGGCCAUCCUUUUGUGCAUUGCCGUGUAUUCUUCUCUUUGCGCCAAUGCGUGCAAGUCGUCUUCAAACAUUCCCAUCACUAUUUCCUAA
Laccaria bicolor S238N-H82 is the source of this 396-nucleotide messenger RNA. RefSeq lists its product as uncharacterized. The record is from RefSeq and is a predicted model, not a curated record. Lineage: Eukaryota; Fungi; Basidiomycota; Agaricomycetes; Agaricales; Hydnangiaceae. Bases 1 to 396 code for a protein of 131 amino acids. The transcript has 6 exons.